AUGCAGAGGUAAAGUAUCAAUGUUUAUGAAGAGUUAAAGUAACAGUAAUCAGAUAAUAUCAUUUUUGACAAGAGCAUGAAAAGUUUCGUAUUAAAGGUCGGUCCGACAAAUCUCUACACUUACCACAAUUCUCAAGAUUUAAAUCUGAGGGGUUCCAAUUUGUACAUACAAAUAUACGUGAUUGAAAAAUUGAAAUUCACCCUUGAAUUUACUUCUAAAGACGAAACUUAUAAGAUCAUUGUAGGCCCUAAUUUUCAAUAAGCAUACACAAAAAAUAAAAAUGAGGUGAAAAUAUCAAGUGCAUUCAUAUUGACAAAAAAAUGGAUCAGCUUAGCAUUUGAUAUUGACAGUUUUUUCAAGGUUGGAGAAAUGUAGGUAAAGACGCUCAGUAUUCACACUCUUUGUAGAUUGAAGAAGAUAUACGAAUCUAAUAUUAUGGGCAAAUUAAAUGAUGGUUUAUGUGUUAUUUAGAAGAUUUGCGAAAAAAGAAUCUUGGAACUCUUACCAAUGAGUGUUAGAGCUUAAUCCGAAAACCUAGAAAUUAGAAAAAAUUAAAUAUCUAAUCAAUUACGAAGAAUAUCCAACAUAUCCAACUCUUAAGAAAGAAAUAUUUAAAGUCAAUAGGAAAGGAAAUCUGUAUAGCCCAAAUAAAUUUAUAUGAAUUUUUAAGAGUAAACUAAACUCAGUAAUCCAAACGGAUUAAAAGUUAAGCCAACUUCAUUUGCUUAACAAUAGAGAAAACCUAUUUAAUUAUAAAAUGGCAAAAAUCCAUCUAUAAAUAGAAUCCAAUUGUAAGCAAAGCCAAUUGUGUUUGAGGAUAGAAUCAAAGUUACCAAUGCAACUCAAGAACAAUAAUAAGCAGUUUAAUAGUCCUCACAAUUAAUGCAAUCUCAAUCUAAUAGAUCAAAGAAGUUGCCUUAAAUGGGGGCAAUUCUCACUAAGUAAUAUUCGUAAGAAUGUCUAUUGGAGAAGACAAUCCAAUUGGCAACAGGAUUGUAGGUGAUCGAAGAAGUUGCUUCCACUAAGCCCCCUAUCCAUUCCAAAUCGAAUUCAACUAAACAAAGCACUUAAAUGCAAUUAUAGAAAAAAGCAGUUUAAAGUUUCCUUAGACACAAUCAAGAUCUUUAAAAUGGGAGUAACUAUACUCACGACCCUUUUGAUGAAUUAAAAACAGAGAAUGACUAAAAACAUAAACAAUCCUAAAUGAGCUCUGGAGUUAAGGAUUUGUAUUAUGAGUGUGACAAUUCUGAAUAUUAAACAAAAUAUGGCAAAUUUUCCAAUACCUUUUCACGUCCUUUGGGAUUAUCAUCUUAUAAUCACAGACUAGUGUCUCAACAAUCCACUAAUUAGAACCAAGGAAGCACCAAUGAGUAUUUUUACUUGAGUAGUUAAUAAAUAGAAUAAAAUUAAAGUGUAAAUUAAACAGCAAAUGAAAUUGAAGAACAAAUAGAAGCUCCAGAGCUAAAAAGUAAGAUGACAGACGAAAGCUUCAUUUCUAUAAAUGGUUUAUAAAUUAAGUAGGAAGAUAGUGAAGAGGAACUUGCAGUCUCAAAGUUCGAAUGA
Messenger RNA from Paramecium tetraurelia, 1563 nucleotides. RefSeq lists its product as uncharacterized. The transcript has 4 exons. Lineage: Eukaryota; Ciliophora; Oligohymenophorea; Peniculida; Parameciidae. The record is from RefSeq and is a predicted model, not a curated record.